CUGGACUUUAAAUAACGCUUUUUGCAAUGAAAAUAGCGAUCGAAGGAUGUGCUCAUGGUGAGCUGGAAAAGAUAUACGAUCUAAUUGGAUCGAUACAGAAGGAGCAAAACAUUACGGUUGAUCUGUUAAUCUGCUGUGGAGACUUUCAAUCUACGCGCAACCUCCAGGAUCUGCAGUGUAUGGCCGUUCCGCAGAAACAUUUGGAUAUGUGUAGUUUCUACAAGUACUAUAGUGGCGAGAAAAGCGCACCCAUCUUAACGCUCUUCAUCGGAGGUAACCACGAGGCGUCCAACUAUCUGCAAGAACUACCCUACGGUGGAUGGGUAGCACCCAACAUUUACUACCUCGGGUAUGCCGGUGUUGUCGACUGCAACGGAAUACGCAUCGGUGGCAUAUCUGGCAUCUUCAAGGGGCACGACUUUCUGAAAGGUCGUUUUGAGUUCCCACCGUACGAUGAGGGCAGUAAGCGAAGUGUUUAUCAUCAGCGUCAAAUUGAUGUGUUUCGAUUGAGACAACUAACGCCAACAGUCGACGUAAUGCUAUCGCAUGAUUGGCCUCGUGGCGUCACAAGGCACGGCAAUGAAACGCAGCUGUUACGUUUCAAGCCAGCAUUCCGGGAGGACAUUGAAAGCAACAGGCUGGGCAGUGCACCGUGCGAAGAUUUACUGCGGAAGCUUCAACCACCGUACUGGUUUGCGGCCCAUUUGCACUGCAAAUUUGCAGCCCUGGUGUCACAUUCCGAGGGAAAUGUAACAAAAUUUCUAGCCCUGGACAAAUGUCUGCCGAAACGGCGGUUUCUACAGAUUCUGGACAUCCCUACAGCGUGCGAUGACGAGGAAAAGAAAGGGAAGAAAGACAAUGACGUGUCUACACCCGUUCGAUUGAAGUACGAUUUGGAAUGGCUGACGAUAUUGAACCUAACGAAUCAUCUUAUAAGCAUCAGAACUUCCAACGGUUACAUGCCAGGGGAAGGAUCCGAUGAGCGAUUUAAUUUCACCCCAACCGAGGAGGAAAAGGCGAAGGUGAUGGAGCGAUUUAAUAACGAUCUCACAAUUCCGGAUAAUUUUGUCCGUAUAGCCGAAUCUUACCAACCGGAUGAGGGUGCAAUGGAUAUGCGAUCGGUCGAGCAACCGCAAGCAUUUUUGAACCCCCAAACGACGUCCUUUUGCGAUAAGCUAAACAUUGAUGAUCCAUUGCAGCUUGCAAUGUUGAUGACGGGGAAAAAGCUUAACACGUCCACGUACGUUGAUCCACAGCCUGAGACAAAUAAGAAGGAAAAUCAACAAUCGAUGAAUAAUGAAAUGUCGAGACUUUCGAACGCCGAUGAACUAGACGUCGAUGAGAACGAAGAGUCUCACGUUACAGACGAUGAACGGAAAGAUGAAACGGAAGCGGCAAACAUCUCUCCAAUAAUACAGCCAAAACUUUCGCUUUCAUCUGUCCUGCCCCAACCGAAAUGGAGACAGCCGGAUGCACAAGAAUCAGACCUUUCGACAACGUUGAACGAUUCGACACCUAACUGCAGUGUAGCAAGUAAUCCAACGCCGCAGAAAAUGGGCAAUAACAGUACAUCUACCUUGUCGGAAUCGGUUCUCGCCGUUGAUGAUCUUAAUCUGUCUAGCCCUCGGCAGCAAACGGACCUGGCCAACCCGACACCAGUCAAGAAGUUCAAGCGAAGAAACGAAACGAUCUACACAAGAGGUGAUAGUGAUUAA
Messenger RNA from Anopheles maculipalpis, 1715 nucleotides. RefSeq names its product lariat debranching enzyme (gene ldbr). Bases 27 to 1715 code for a protein of 562 amino acids. The record is from RefSeq and is a predicted model, not a curated record. Gene Ontology annotation, molecular function: RNA lariat debranching enzyme activity. Gene Ontology annotation, biological process: mRNA splicing, via spliceosome. Gene Ontology annotation, cellular component: nucleus. Lineage: Eukaryota; Metazoa; Arthropoda; Insecta; Diptera; Culicidae. The transcript has 2 exons.